CGCCCCGCUGCGCCUGCUUCUCACACGGGGGAGGAGACAGACCAUCCCUUAGCACAAUCAUGGCGAUAUUAACUCUCUCGGCCGACUAGUGGCACAAAGGGAAAGUGCCGCUCAGGUCCGAGUCGGUGACUGCAGCUUUCUGCCGUCACAGCGCAUUUCCCUGUUACAAAGAGCCCCGGCCGUGCCCGGGAGAGCCGGCCACGGCGAAAGGCACCCCGUGAGCGAGCCUUGGGAGCGGGACGCCGGCCCGGCCAGGCAGUUAUGCUGCUAGCGCGUUCCUUGAGUGAGGGGCCUGCGCCGAGAUAAGAAAGACCCGCAUCCUUCGGAUGCCCUAGACCGCCCUUCCUUUAGCCGGAGAACUUAAUGAGUAAUGGAUGUGCCUGUCUGGCCGAUAGAAAGUAUUUCCACAGCCUGCGGGUGUGUUUAGAGAGAGCCGGAGAGAGACCGCAGGCAGCAAUUUGUCUUCUUAGGAGCCUCUCACCAUGAUCGAUAGCUCCAAGAAGCAGCAACAGGGCUUCCCGGAGAUUUUAACUGCGGGGGAUUUCGAGCCAGUCAAAGAGAAGGAAUGCCUUGAGGGGAGCAACCAGAAAAGUCUUAAGGAAGUGCUCCAGCUGAGGCUCCAGCAGAGAAGGACGAGAGAACAGCUGGUGGACCAGGGCAUCAUGCCACCUUUGAAGAGCCCAGCUGCAUUCCAUGAGCAGAUAAAAAGCUUGGAACGAGCCAGAACUGAAAACUUCUUGAAGCAUAAGAUUCGGAGCCGACCAGAUCGUUCUGAACUUGUCAGGAUGCACAUUUUAGAAGAAACAUUUGCAGAACCAUCCCUGCAGGCUACUCAGAUGAAGUUGAAAAGAGCUCGACUAGCGGAUGAUCUGAAUGAAAAGAUUGCUCAAAGACCCGGUCCUAUGGAGCUGGUAGAGAAAAACAUCCUUCCUGUAGACUCCAGUGUUAAGGAAGCAAUUAUAGGCGUUGGGAAGGAGGACUAUCCUCAAACUCAGGGCGAUUUCUCAUUUGACGAAGACAGCAGUGAUGCUCUGUCUCCAGAGCAGCCAGCCAGCCAGGACUCGCAGGGGUCAGCCGCUUCCCCGACUGAGCCGCAAGUUAGCGCAUCGCCGUCUCCUGUGACUACAAACACCCCAGCCCAGCAGUUUACUUCAGUGUCCCCAGCAGUUCCUGAAUUCUUGAAAACUCCUACUCCGGAUCAGCCCCCGACCCGGUCCCCAGCUCCUGUCCUCCCCACAAACGCGGUGUCCUCUGCAAAGCCCGGUCCAGCACUGGUGAAGCAAAGCCAUCCCAAGAACCCUAACGACAAGCACCGUAGCAAAAAGUGCAAAGACCCCAAGCCACGGGUAAAGAAGCUGAAGUACCACCAGUACAUCCCGCCCGACCAGAAGGGGGAGAAGAGCGAGCCGCAGAUGGACUCCAACUACGCCCGCCUGCUCCAGCAGCAGCAGCUCUUCCUGCAGCUCCAGAUCCUGAGCCAGCAGCAGCAGCACUACAACUACCAGACCAUCCUGCCCGCGCCGCUCAAGCCACUCAAUGACAAAAAUAACAACAGUGGUAAUUCAGCUCUGAACAACACCACGCCUAACACACCAAGACAGAAUCCGCCUGCUCCCGUGAGAAAGCCGGGACCUCUGCCUUCUAGCUUGGAUGACCUAAAGGUGUCGGAACUGAAGACGGAGCUGAAGUUACGGGGCCUUCCGGUGUCAGGCACCAAACCAGACCUCAUCGAACGCCUGAAGCCCUACCAGGAAGUGAACAGCAGCGGUGUGGCUGCCGGCAGCGUCCUGGCGGUGCCAGCGUCUGCCAUCGUCACCAGCAACCCCGAAGUCACCGUGGCACUGCCGGUGACAACGCUGCACAACUCCGUGACGAGCUCAGGCUCCUCUUUCAAGGCAGAGCUGCCGCCUGCCGGAGCCAGCAGCGUCGCCCACGUCGAGAGUGUCACUUCCCCUCUGCCCAUCUCGCCGUCCCCCUCCGAGCAGUCCAGUCUCGGGACCGAGGACACAAGCAUGGCAGACACGUUCACCGAGAUCAUGACCAUGAUGUCUCCUGCGCAGUUCCUGUGCUCGUCGCCUCUGAGAGUGACGGGCAGCGAAGAGAGCCCGAGUCCCACCAGCAGCACGCUGUCGAGCCUGGAACUGGAUGCGGCCGAGAAGGACCGCAAGCUGCAGGAGAAGGAGAAGCAGAUCGAGGAGCUAAAGCGGAAACUGGAACAGGAGCAGAAGCUCGUGGAGGUUCUGAAAAUGCAGCUUGAGGUUGAAAAGCGAGGGCAGCGGCAGCAGCCGCCGCUGGAGCCCCAGCCCGGCGCCCCCACCGCUUCAGCCAGCAAGCUGGACCCGAAGCUCGGCGGGGUCGGCUCCUCCGUCAAGGACGAGGCGGCGCUCCCCGACUGCUCCAGCCCCAGGCAGCCUGGGCCGCUGGCCGGCCACCCUGUAGGCCAGCCCGUCUCCACGGGCGGCCAGAACCUCGUUGCCAAAAAGGCCGUAGUGAUCAAGCAGGAGGUCCCCGUGGCCCAGGCGGAGCAGCAGAGCGUCGUCCCGCAGUUUUACGUGAGUUCCCAGGGACAGCCGCCGCCUGCCGUUGUCGCUCAGCCUCAGGCUUUACUGACCACACAGACCGCUCAGCUGCUGCUGCCGCUGUCCGUCCAGGGCUCCAGUGUCACCUCAGUGCAGCUCCCAGUAGGCAGCCUCAGACUCCAGACUCCAGCACAAGCAGGAAUCCAGACUCAGCCUCAGCCUCAGCCUCAGCCAGCAGCCACCACCCUGUCCUCAGGCUUAGCCCAGACUGUACCUCAGAAGCCAGACACUUUCACGCCACAUGUGCUCAGUCAGCCUCAGCAAGUUAGAAAGGUUUUCACGAACUCGGCAUCAAAUUCAGUUCUUCCAUAUCAGAGACCACCUGCUCCAGCGGUCCAGCAGCCCUUUGUUACCAAGACCUCCGCCAGCGUUCUUCAGUCCCGAGGCACCCCACUUCCCGCCCUGCAGAACGGACCCCCCGCCCCCACCAAGCCUGGUUCGCCCCCUCCGCCCCAGCAGUGCGUCGUCCAGCACUCCCUGUUUGGGAGCCCGGUCCCCAAGACGAAAGACCCUCCCCGCUACGAGGAGGCCAUCAAGCAGACGCGCGGUGCCCAGUCCUCCCUUCCAGAGGUAACAGCUGUAAAACCUGGUCAUGAUACAAAAAACACUAACAUGAAGGCACUGAAGAAUGAACUGAUGCAGUCAUAUUCUGGUGAAGAGCCCAGGCUCCGGGCAGCGGAGAUUUCCAAUGCGCACAGUCAGCAGAUGGAUGACCUCUUUGAUAUCCUCAUUAAGAGUGGAGAGAUUUCCCUCCCUAUAAAAGAAGAGCCUUCUCCUAUUUCCAAAAUGAGACCAGUGACAGCCAGCAUCACCACGAUGCCAGUCAACACAGUGGUGUCCCGGCCACCACCCCAGGUCCAGAUGGCACCACCUGUGUCCUUAGAGCCCCUGGGCAGUUUAUCUACCAGCCUAGAGAACCAGCUAGAAGCUUUCCUGGAUGGAGCUCUCCCUUCGGCCAAUGAAACUGCUCCGCUGCCAAGCAGUGGUGACGACAGAGAGCCCUUCUCUCUGAUCGAGGACCUCCAGAAUGAUCUGCUGGGCCACUCGCACUCCCCCAUGGAGACUUCGGAAGCUCAGUUCGCUGCAAGUACUCCCUGUCUGUCGCUUGACCUUUCCGACUCAAACCUGGACAACAUGGAGUGGCUGGACAUCACCAUGCCCAACACGUCAGGACUCACCCCCCUCAGCGCCACCGCUCCCAGCAUGUUCUCCACUGACUUUCUAGAUCCACAAGACCUGCCGUUGCCAUGGGACUAACGUCACAGAUUUCCCGUCCGAGUUCAUGACGUCUAGGAAGAGGAAGGGCAUUCGGAUAAGGGCAGUUUUUAGAGACAGAUACAUAGCGGCGUUGUUGCAAUUAAAAUAUGUUGUCAUAGAAAAGGGUGGCAAGAUGGUCACAGCCUGGAAGCCACAUGUGCAAACAUGGCAUCGCCUCCAGCAGUGAAUUUCUACCGUUAACAUGGCGCAGGGCCCUCGGAAAAGUCUCUGCUCAAAGAAGACUCCUUUGUUUCUCUAGACUUGAGUACAGAACGUGGAGUACCUUUAGACAAAGGCGGGACAGAGAGUGCCGGGUGCAGGAGAGCGACCCGAGGACUCUCUCCCCACCACCUUUACCCUCUGUGGUCACUGUAAGACCCCGAGUAAAAGGCAGGCAGCCCCGCUCACAAGACGGUGCCAGGUGCGGGAGGCGGGAGGCCACUGCGCGCGCGGCGCCUCCUACAACCGGCCUGGCCUCGGCGGCACUGAGCCCCAGCCGGGCCUCACGCCAUCCCCGCUGCAGCCUUCCGGUUCCAUCCAGAAAGCACCACCAUUUGUUUUGUGUUGUAGUUUAUUUUGUGAUUUGGGGAAUCUUACUUUAGAUCCCAGAUUUCAGUUUAAAUGGAUGAUCUUUCACCAUCACCAGACAAUGUAUAAAAUACUGUCAUAAACCACUGUACAAAGUCCACAUAUAACGAUAACACUGAAAAUUCUAUUAGCAACCCUCGGGUUGAUUAGAUUGAUUUUCAUGUGUAUAUUAGCCAUGUGUAUGUACGCUCUGACAUUGUGGGAUGUACAGCCUACACUGGGGUAAGGAAUUGGGUAUCCAGUGGUUCUACUUGUUUUAAUAACUCGAAUAUUUCUAGAGUACUUGAGCCAUGUGUAUUUCUGUAUUUAAAGAAAAGCUGACUGAUUUCAGGUAACCAGACCCAUCUCAGAGAACCCAGGAAGGCUCCAGUGUGAACCAUCCUUCGGAGCUGGUGAGUUGCAAAGAAGGGGCAGGAGGCUGUCAUCAGCCAGGACAUUCCUGCGGCGGCUCCGAGUUAGACUCUCACCAGGCGGGCCCCCAGCCCCCAGCUCUGGCCGCCUCUUCCGUUGCUCUUUCCUGUCAUUUUAGAGGCUUGUAACUGGACGGCAUACCCGAGCUCUCGCCAUACUAUCAAGCCGAGGACUGAGAAACUGGAGGUUUUAUUCGUUUUGUUUUUUUUUUAAUAUAGAAGUUAUCACGUUUGUUGAGUAGUUUGAGUUUUCUAAAAUGCCAACUAUCAUGGGACUUCCAAAAUUAUGUCAAGCUAGUCAUUUAAGUAUACGAUAAAGUGUACAUAACUGAAGAAAAACCCUGAAAUCUACCAAAAAGUGUGAAGGUGUUUGUUAAAUACCAUUGUCUCACUUUGUGUGAGCCCCGGGGGGUCCCGUCGCUUCCUCUGGGCCAUUAAGUGGGCCUGUCCCCCCGGCGACAGGGAGGAGCCAGCCUGACCCAUUACUUGGAAAGAACUGAGGACCCACUGCUGGGUUUGCGUUCUGCCACAGAGCUGACCUUAUUUCAGAUUUUUAGUUUGGUUUCCAGAUUUUACUCUCGGCAAGGCAAGUCUGUGUUCCCGGUAUGCAGUCGCCCAGAACACUGGAGCCCUCUGCUCACUGGCGCUUCCCAACUUGAAAGCACUUCUGAGUGGUUCAGGGCAGAAUUGGUCAUGCUCGGUGUGGUCCGAGUGAGUAGUUUAAAUGUUUAGGAACUGGUCAACCAACGCAUGGACUCUAGUAACUUUGUUAACCAGAACGCAUGCGCGUGAGCAAGGUCAAGGGCAGCAGCCACCUUCCGCAAAGGGCCCGUCUCCGAGGACAGGGCUGUUCGCUCGGGCAGGCACUUCUCUCGGGAGCUCGUGGCUAGGGGCCUUCUGGGGUGCAUCUAGUCCGCGCAUGGACUGAGCAUCGUCUUUAUUCAGAUGUGAACAGCUUAUUAGAUCACACCAAAUAUCCGUGGGACUGCAGCAGGCAGCCGAUCAGCCCGUGCUGCGGCUCCCGUCCACCUCCCGCUUCUGUCGUCCUGAGCAGCGAGCAUGGGGUCCAAGCCCUCAGCCCCCCUCAUUGCUUUCGUAAAGUAGGGUCUGCAACAUGCCCCAGGAAGGCUGCUCUCCAAACAAACAGACACACUGCCGUGCAGAGAAUGCCACCUCCCGGGCCUUUCUGUCCACCAUGAAGUGCAAGGGCGGCCACGUCACACGUGUGCUUACGCCGUCACAUGCAGGGCUUCCUCGGAAGGGGAAGCGUGGGCUCUCCCAUCGGGAGCUCCCCUGGCCCCCCCGCUCGCGCCGUUCUGUAGGGCCCGCCUGUCCCGGCAUCCGUGCACCCAGGGUGCCAGCUCCGUGUCCUGGGUCACAGUGAGGGCACAGCGUGACGCGACCAAAGAGGACAUGGUAAUCAAGCCCCCCCACCUGACUCGGUGGACGUAAUGCUGAGGACAGCAGGAGGGGCGGUCACCACAGAGGACUGUGUCUGAGGGGAGUCUCACAGCCCUCGAAGCCCAGGGCAGAAUGGCUGGGGGGGGGGGGGUGUUCAGUGUGCACGCGGGGUAGUCUAGUGUAGGCCGGGUAGCACUGUACGUUGCCUCGCAGAGUACUGUUUGCCAAGGAAACAGCCAGCUCCCGGACAUGCAUGUCUCCUCACACCCCGUCUUCCUUCCCUAAAUGUUCCUGAAACGCGACAGUCCCAAGCCUGCCUUUCGAGUGUCUGCAGGUAUCAGUCACGUCAUGGGGGCCGGACGAAUCCAAAGUUACCCCAACGCAUCUCCGCUCUCUGGAAACCCGGGGCACAUGGGCCCCUCGUACAUCUCCACAAAGCAUGUCUAAGGAGCCACUGCAGACAGGUCAUGAGUGGCUCACGUUCUAGCAUUUUCCUGAAUUGUGCGAUCUACUGUACAGUAUUUCCCACGUAUUCGUACAAAGAUAAAGUCUCAGUUCGUGGGAUGUCUUGCUCAGAUGCUUUGUGUUUCAGAGGACCAUUUUCAUAGCACUAGAGAGGUCUCAUUUCCAUUUCCUUUCUCAACUGCACAGUUCUGGGAUCCGUGUCGCUGAGGCUCUAGGAGGUGUGGUUUCGGGACCGGGGUGCAGGCGGCCUGCUGCUGCCUCCAAGCUGCCGCCUACUGAAAGCAAAGUCAUGGCAGUAAGAUAGCGCCUCGUAACUGUGCAGUCAGCAGGCCCGCGGGCCGUACUGGCGGCGUGUUGCCCAUUCUGGCACCAAAGUUCACUCAGGCUCCCUCUGCCCUCGAUCCCAGAUCAUUCCAGGCCACAUGGCUCUCUUCAGAGCCCUUUCAGAAUUCCCAGGCCGAAACCAGCCCCUAGACCUGGCCAAGCAGCCAUCCCCACAAACGGGACAGUCCCUCGAGUCCGCGAACAGACUUGGCCGCAGAGAAGCGGUGAAGGCCACGGGCCCGCCUGGCCUCACCAGGCUCCUGCUGGCCGUCGGGGCCUGUGGCACCACCGGGGACUUUUUAGAGAAGUUUGGCGAGAACAACCGUUCAGUGUCUACCAGCAGAAGGUCAGGGGUCCACUGAUCCCGAUCUACAAGUGACCCUCCAUCUCUGCAGCGCUGUGCAGCCUGACUCCUGGCAACAGAGCGGAACACCACACAGACCGUCCGCCACCGGGGAGGCCACGCAGUUAGCCCACAUCAUCAGAGAACAUUAACUGGAAGGUCAGGUUUAUCAGGGAGCACAGCUUUCAAGUGCAGACGUGUGUAUUUGGAGAGCAUCCUACUCACAUUUCAGCUCGUCCUCUCAGUGGUUUCGGUCAAAACUGGAAAGUAACAAGACGCGUAGCUCUCUGUCCUGGUCCCACCCUUGCUCGCUCACCGGUCCGUCCCGGCUCCCCUUCUCGUUUGUGAAGUGACUGCCUGCAUGACACUAAAAGGUCUCUGUGUCUUCCCCCCGCGCCCGUGCCUGCAGUGCUUGAGGCAUACUUGGCACCACUGCAGUCUCCCUACCUGCGCUCAGAGCUGACUCGGGGCCUGCAGUUCGUAAAGCUGCACAUGUUUACAGAAGGGCGCUUACCCUCCACACUAACACAUCGCUCUGCGCAUCAGUAGCGGGAAAGGCCCCAGCUCUGUGACACGAGGGUGGCGGUCUCAGGCCAAAGGUGCUGUCUGGAGUCAAAAUAGGUCACUGGCGAUAAUCAACACAGCUGUUGUGCUUAACAGAGCUUUGUGCCAACUAUGAAGACAAAGUUUUAACCAAGUUCACAGGAUCACCGAGACUCGUAACAAUUACCUCUCUACAGAAACUUGCUAACUUGGUAGGAGGAGGGAACAUUUAGGGAAGGGUUUAGUAUCUACCAAAAGUACUUAACCUCAAGUAACCAGUAGUAAUGCAAACUUGCUUUAAAGGAACCAAAGGCAUUGCCAAGUAUUUGCCAAAAGGAGGCACUUUUUAUUUAAAAUUUGAGACUAAUGAGCUCUCAAGAAUCAGUCCCAAAAAAGGUAUUAUCCAUUUAAGGUUAUAAUUUUCACAAAGAUGUAGAUAUUCCUCUGUUGUUUUCAUGUAAAAUAGUAUAGAUUUGUUUUGUUGGUUUAAGAAGAAUGCAUAUUUAGUAGUAAUACAGAAUUUCUUCCUAAGUAGAUUAGUUUCCUUUUUUUCUUGCUUGCAGCAGAAACACAGCGUGAUAGGUGUUUCUCUUCUUAUUUUCAUUGUCACAUCAUGUCUUAGCAUCUCACUUUAUGAAAACAAGGAGAAAGAUACCGAUCUGCAGAGCCCCGCGUACUAAAGCACUCGCCUAAUAAACAAAAAAUUAUGGCAAUCGGGGGUCCAUUCGUGUAUUGCCUUUAUGUUGUUUCUUAAAAGAAAAAACCAUGAUGCCUUUGUAUUUGCUGUUUGCACCCCUGAAAUCAAUUCCGUAUCAUGUCUGAACGCCAUACAUUUUGCACAUGUACUGUACAUAGGUAACGCAUACUGUAUUUUUAUAUGUGUGCACACUGCUCAUCAGAUCUUUUGUACAUAGUGGCAGUAUCGUAGCCGAUCGGGAAACGUUUGAUAUCUCAGCAAUUUUGCAUUUUUUGUGUCUCAAAUAAAAAACAUUUUGAUGUA
Messenger RNA from Hyaena hyaena (striped hyena), 8910 nucleotides. RefSeq names its product myocardin related transcription factor B (gene MRTFB). Lineage: Eukaryota; Metazoa; Chordata; Mammalia; Carnivora; Hyaenidae. Bases 483 to 3836 code for a protein of 1117 amino acids. The transcript has 17 exons. Gene Ontology annotation, biological process: smooth muscle cell differentiation. The record is from RefSeq and is a predicted model, not a curated record.